CACGCACACACAUGCACACCGACUUUUGAAGCCGAAGUGGCGGGCAGAAGCACAUCCACACGCAGUGCCCGCUCCGGAUGGAUCCGAGCAGGGCUGAUGGAUAUGACGCUGGGCUGGAGCUGAACACACGGAGGGAGUGAGGAGGAGGAAGAAGAAGACGAACAAGACCCAAAUCCCACCAAGCGUCCCUGGUGCGUGUGUUUGUGCGUGUGCGUGUUUUCUUGGCUGCUGACGUGUGCGCACGACUCUGGUGGCAGGAUGAGUUCGUGCAGUAGCCGCGCGUUGACCAUCCUGUCCACAGUGUUCGGGGCCUGCGGGUUGCUGCUGGUGGGGGUGGCCGUGUCCACCGACUACUGGCUCAUCAUGGUGGAGGGCGUUAUCCUGCAGCACAACCAGAGCAUGGAGGUCAAGAUGGCUCUGCAUUCGGGCCUCUGGAGGGUCUGCUUCGUCGCCGGGGCUGAAAACGGGAGAUGUGUUGCAUCGGAGUACUUCACCGAACCCGACAUAGAGAUCACCACUGAAAACACUGCGAACAUCCUCAAGAUGGUGCGGACAGCGACACCGUUCCCGAUGGUAUCGCUCCUCUUCGUCUUCACCGCCUUCGUCAUCAGCAACAUCGGACACAUCCAGCCUCAACGCACCAUCCUCGCCUUUGUCUCCGGAAUCUUCUUCAUCCUCUCAGGCCUGAGCUUGGUUGUGGGCCUGGUGCUCUACAUCUCCAGCAUCAACGACGAGGUGAUGAACAGGCCCCGAGAACCCGAACAGUUCUUCAACUACCACUACGGAUGGUCUUUCGCCUUCGCAGCCUCCUCUUUCCUGCUCAAAGAGGGCGCAGGGGUGCUGUCGGUGUAUCUGUUCAUGAAGCGCUACGCAGAGGAGGAGAUGUACCGUCCCCACCCGGCUCUCUACCGCCCCCGCUUGUCCGACAGCAGCGACUACAGCGGCCAGUUCCUCCACCCGGAAUCCUCCUGGCCUCCGCCCAAGCGAGGGCGCAGCAUGUCCGAAGCUUCCAGCGACAUCUCCAUCCAGCUCAACCAGCCGCCGCCUCCCCCGCCCAAAAGCGGCGCCCAGAAGGGGGGCCAUGUUAACCCACCGUCCGGGUGCUCUUCCGGAGGGAGCUACCCCAAUCCCCUGUCCUCUUCUGCUGGGUACCCCACACACAGCCUGCCCAGGUCACACUCGCCGCAUCCCCAAGGCCAGCCGAUGUCUAUGGCUGUGCCACCUCCGCCUGUGCCGCCCCCUCACUACCACACGCACAUGCACAUGAGCGCCUCCCCCUGUUAGGAAAAGACUUUGCCUCCUUUUCGACAUGUACAUUUAGAGGGCAAACGUCCAACCUGGAUUAAAAGAAGUCCGGCAUACAGUGCAUGUCAGGAUAUAAGGUGAAUCAAGUUGUGCAUUCGAAUUAUCACAAGGAGAAAGGCAAAGUCGAGCACGUUAUUAGUGGGGAAAAGCAUUUCCUGGAAGCGGCGAUGACAAGCAAGCGAUCACGUGACUGAGGACGCAGAAACUUUUAUACGUAGCGAUUUCACAACAAAAAAGUGGACGACGUGUGUACCUUUCUACAAAAUUGGAAUGUGAUUUAAUAUACUCAAAAUUUCGUACAUUAUCAGUCACACUUUCAAAGCGGUGUGUUAUAUACUAGGAUUAUUUUGACAGUUAGUCAACAAUAUGGUACAGUAGUUGGUGAAUAUUGUAUGUGAAUGUUGUCACCGUUUUUAAAAGAAAUGCAAGUGGACAACGGUCCUAAAUAUCAUGAACAUUAUGUUUUGUAUAUUUGUCUAAGUUAUUGUACGUAAAGGUUGCACACUGGAAUACAUGUACUAUAGAUAAUAUUGAGCUUUUACACAGGAAAAAGACCACGGGGUGCUGAAGAUUUUGCCUAGAGACUUUGCAAUAGGCUGGUGGUGACAUCAUCAACAUUCUUUCAGUGCAGUACAACAUCAUAGACUAAAUCCCCUCUCUCCCCCAGACAGAUUUAUAUCCCAGUCCUGGUUUUGUGCACUGCUACACUUAUGUGAAGGUCCACGCGAUAAAUGCUGAAACUGACCCUCUACUGGCACUGGCCCUGGACCUGUUUCGUAGACCUACAGGUACUUCCUUUUUGCGUGCUCACUGCAGCAAACCACAAAAAUAUUUAAAGACUUAUUUCAUGAAUUAGAUCAAUUGAAAUAACUUUUCAAUGUGUAACAUAUUAUCAUUCAAACUAAAGCAUACUUGCAAAAUGGGGAUUGGACAACAUUGUCAGCAAAACGUAGUAGAAAAUUGUACAAAUAUGUUUUCUUCUGCGUAUAUUCUAACAACAAACCCCAACAUGGCAUUUUCAAUGUUGGUCAUGUUGGUCAUUUCUAUUUUUAUAAUUCUGGGUGUCCUUGGUUUACGAGGUUACGAACAGCGUUCAAUGAACGACUGUGGUUUGUUGGGGUGCAAAUUCCACAUCCAGGUUGUUUGCUAGCAAAUCACUAGUAUUAUAUAGUAAGAAAAUACUGGUUGAAAAAAAGCGGAGAAAUCUAUUAAGCAUUGCAAAACAAAAACAACCCAAACAGUUUUCCUUUCAGUUUUCACUAACUCAACAUUUUUUUCUCUGAUUAACCUCAUUUAGGAACCUGGUAAAUGAAAUGUUUUUAACAACAACAACAACAAAAAACACCUAACUCCCCCCCCCACACACACACACACAAAUAUUUACAGUAAUUAAUACUUUACUACUGCGUUUGUGUAGGGUAGCGAUCUGACUGAUGUACAAAUUUGGGCUAUGUAACCGUCGUAUAAAUGGAACACUCGUAAACCGAGGACCCGCUGUACAACAAUAUAAUAUUUGUUAUUAUUUUUGUUUUCAACAAAAAAAAGGAAAAAAUUACUACUUGCGUAGCAUUUAUUGUCUUACCCCAUCUAACAGAGAAGGUAGCACCACUCCGUGGUCUUCAAGAGUCAUCUGCACAAAUGGAAGCACAGGGUAGACAUGUUGUUAUUAUAAUUAUGUGACCUAUGAAGUAUGUAAAGAUGUAGCAAAAAAAGAAAAGGCCUUUAGUGAAGAAAAGCGCACCGAGUUGUUUUGUUUUUAUAAACACACAAAAACUACAGUGUAGUUUCAAUAUUUGGAGGUCAAAUGUUAUGUUAUUUAAUGUGAAAUUUAAAACCUAAUGGCUAUUUUAUUCAAAUUAACAUCGAAACAUUUUUUUUUUUUGCAUUUACACUGCAGGCACACCAUUUCACCAUGACACUUUUUAGUAAGGUAUCCAUCCAUCCAUUUUCCAUACCGCUUCUCCUCACGAGGGUCGCGGGCGUGCUGGAGCCUAUCCCAGCUAUCUUCGGGCGAGAGGCGGGGUACACCCUGAACUGGUCGCCAGGCAAUCGCAGGGCACAUACAGUAUAAACAAACAACCAUUCACAAUCACAUUCACACCUAUGGGCAAAACAGAGUCUUCAAUUUAGAGUCUUCAAUCAAACUACCAUGCAUGUUUUUGGGAUGUGGGAGGGAUUUGAACCCCAGUCCUCAGAACUGUGAGGCAGAUGUGCUAACCAGUGGGUCACCGUGCAGCUUAGUAAGAUAUUUUAAAUAAAAAUGUCAAACUGCCAUUCUUUCAAAAAUCAACAUUUUUAAAAGACCCGUGUAACGUUUGAAUAUAAUUCCAGAAAAUGUGCAAAGACUGGGAACUACAUGAUGUAGUUCUCAAAAUGUGGAGAUAUAGCUUUAAACCGGUUUUCACCAUUUCAGUUCCCCUGAAUUUUUGGCCGAGCUAAAAUUGCGCCGCACAGGCACUUUGGAUACCGGUAUACGUAGAAUGCACGCACGUCACACAGAGAAAGGCAAAAGAGGGAGCAGGGGGGAAAAUGUAUUUUCAAAAGUCAGACUUGGCAGCCAGCACGCGGACCAACGUUUCAGGUGGGCAUGGCCACUUUAGAGCACCUCGUUGUGGCAGCGUGGAAAAGCCCCACGACGACAUGGUGGGAUAUAUUCCAGCUACCGGAGGCUUCAAGCGGAUAUAUUUUCGCGACUCAAAUGUAGUUAAAUGUUGGCCUAAGAAAGAGGCUAGAUGAAUUAACAUUCAUUUUUCCAGGUUACAGAAGUGGUAUUUGAUUGACAGUAGGGGGGUGGGGCGUGGUUUGAGCACAUUCAGUGGACACGCCCACAGCGUUUGAGAGCGGAGAGAAAACCUUGACUUUUCACUAUUUUGCAGCCUCUUUUUAUAUACUUGCAAAUAUGGAAAUAGUUUGCAAGUCAGGAUUCCCCCACGUAAUAAUUCAUGCGAAAUCUGCGUCUUGCAUUUUCAGAUUUAAAUAUCUUGCUGUUUGUUUCUAAAUCGUUCAGACACAUCAUACACAUCAGAUAUAAGAUACAUAAGUACGUCUCCGAAAUGAGUUAGUUUUUUUAUUAUCACUGUGACAUGAUUGAAAGACACAACAGAAGACAUUUGUUGAUGUGGAAAGAAUAAGGACACUGAUUCGCAGAGAUAUCAUCAAUUAAACCUUUAGCUCAGCGCAUUCAGCAAAUCUCCAUGCAUGCAGUUACACACAUGUAGGAGCCAUUUUGGCUUUACUAGACAACAUUCUACUCUAGUCUCCAGCAUUAUCAUUUUGCAUGAGGAUUUAUUCUGACAUCUUACCUCCUGUACAAAUCCAUUUUAAUUUUUACUGUCUCAAACCAUUUGAUAACCGUUCAGUGCCUCUUGAAAUCCUUUUUUCCUUCCCCUGCAGACAACAUCGUAUAAAAUACUGUAGCUGUGCUUGCUUCUGCAUUGUCUUUUUGACCUAAAAAAAAAUGCUAUUAUGGCCUAAGUGAUGCUCUACUAUGCCGAUGUUACAUGACUGAAAAGGUGAGUGAGUGGUGACACUUUCUGCGGCUAAACAUCAAUAAAUCUUUUUUGUGGGC
This is a messenger RNA of Phyllopteryx taeniolatus (common seadragon), 4873 nucleotides long. RefSeq names its product calcium channel, voltage-dependent, gamma subunit 7b (gene cacng7b). Bases 259 to 1284 code for a protein of 341 amino acids. Gene Ontology annotation, biological process: neurotransmitter receptor internalization; neurotransmitter receptor transport, postsynaptic endosome to lysosome; calcium ion transport. NCBI's taxonomy places the organism in Eukaryota, Metazoa, Chordata, Actinopteri, Syngnathiformes, Syngnathidae. The transcript has 6 exons. Gene Ontology annotation, molecular function: voltage-gated calcium channel activity; channel regulator activity. The record is from RefSeq and is a predicted model, not a curated record. Gene Ontology annotation, cellular component: postsynaptic density membrane; AMPA glutamate receptor complex.